Molecule: messenger RNA, 306 nt
Organism: Fraxinus pennsylvanica
Lineage: Eukaryota; Viridiplantae; Streptophyta; Magnoliopsida; Lamiales; Oleaceae
Source: the annotation of a GenBank genome assembly
AUGAGUUCCGCCGCCUUAUACUACACGGGAUGUGAAGAUGACCACUACCAACCCCAUUUUCUUGAUUCUUGCUUUCUUUGCCACAGAACACUGGGCCAUAACAGUGACAUUUUCAUGUACAGAGGGAACACACCUUUUUGCAGCCAAGAGUGCAGACAAGAACAAAUUGAGAUAGAUGAGGCCAACGAGAGGAAAUUGAAGCUCUCUUCAUCUAAGAAAUCAACUUCUGUAAGAAAAACUACGGAUUCUGCUAAACAAUCAGACACCAAGAAAGUUGCGAGGACAGGGACAGUUGCUGUUUCUUAA